Messenger RNA from Esox lucius (northern pike), 4696 nucleotides. It is a transcript of the gene gabra4, whose product is annotated as gamma-aminobutyric acid type A receptor subunit alpha4. Gene Ontology annotation, cellular component: synapse; neuron projection; GABA-A receptor complex. Gene Ontology annotation, biological process: monoatomic ion transmembrane transport; regulation of postsynaptic membrane potential; gamma-aminobutyric acid signaling pathway. Gene Ontology annotation, molecular function: GABA-A receptor activity; benzodiazepine receptor activity; transmitter-gated monoatomic ion channel activity involved in regulation of postsynaptic membrane potential. NCBI's taxonomy places the organism in Eukaryota, Metazoa, Chordata, Actinopteri, Esociformes, Esocidae. The transcript has 9 exons. The coding region runs from base 384 to 2054 and encodes 556 amino acids. The record is from RefSeq and is a predicted model, not a curated record.
UCCCCUCAUUCUCUUGCUAUCGUCCGCGCCACUUAUUACGCAGCAGACUGGCAACACAACAUUUGCUGUUAAACCUAGUCUGUUAUCUUUCAGUACAAAAGCUUUCGUAAGACUGAGACAAGGGAUGCCAUCUGGACUUGAUUUGGGUGCCAGCAACUAAGGGUUUUGUUUUUUUCGUCCGGGGAAAACAGGAAAGGUGCUCACGUUCGGAUGCUCAGCUGGCACGGGCAUUUUUUUCCCCUGGCAAGAAAGACGGCGGGAGAUGCUACUGGAGUUGCCUUUGCGCCGUUCCGCUCUCUCUGACACUCUGGCUUUAAUCUUACCUUGGGACAAGACAUUUGGCGAAUGGAGAUGUGAAGAGGCUUAAAGUAUGGCAUGCAAAGAUGGUUUCUGUCAAGAAGGAGAUGGUGACUGCGAUGUACCCCAGUUACAUUUCGGCUCUCUUUUACUUUUUCUGCCUGACUACUUGUGUAAAGAGGAUCUCUGGAACAAUAAAAAAGGAUGAGCGAAUAUAUCCCGAGAAUUUCACACGAAUUUUAGACAGACUUCUGGAUGGGUAUGAUAACAGACUGCGACCUGGAUUUGGGGGUCCAGUGACAGAGGUGAAAACGGACAUUUACGUGACCAGUUUCGGGCCUGUCUCUGAUGUCGAAAUGGAGUACACCAUGGACGUGUUCUUCCGACAGACAUGGGUGGACAGGAGGUUGAGGUACGAGGGACCGGUCGAGAUCCUGCGACUCAACAACAUGAUGGUCACCAACGUGUGGACCCCGGACACCUUCUUCAGGAACGGCAAGAAGUCGGUGGCCCACAACAUGACUGCCCCCAACAGGCUGUUCCGCAUCAUGAAGAAUGGCACCAUUCUUUACACCAUGAGGUUGACAAUCAGCGCAGAGUGUCCUAUGAAGCUGGUGGACUUCCCUAUGGAUGGACAUGCAUGCCCUCUCAAAUUUGGAAGCUAUGCUUAUCCUAAAACAGAGAUGAUCUACACCUGGACUAAAGGACCACAGUAUUCAGUGGUGGUUCCUCCAGAGUCCUCUAGCCUGGUGCAGUAUGAUCUGAUUGGCCACACUGUCAGCUCUGAAGAGGUCAAGUCAAUCACAGGUGAAUAUGUGGUGAUGACAGUGCACUUCCACUUGAAGAGGAAGAUGGGCUACUUCCUGAUCCAGACGUACAUCCCCUGCAUCAUGACAGUAAUCCUCUCCCAAGUUUCCUUCUGGAUAAAUAAAGAAUCGGUCCCGGCUCGAACAGUCUUCGGCAUCACCACUGUCCUGACCAUGACCACACUGAGCAUCAGCGCUCGCCACUCCCUGCCCAAGGUCUCCUACGCCACGGCCAUGGACUGGUUCAUCGCUGUCUGUUUCGCCUUUGUCUUCUCCGCCCUCAUCGAGUUUGCUGCCGUCAACUACUUCACCAAUGCGGAGAUGGAGCGACUAAGAAGGAAGCCGCCAAAGUGCCCACCAGCCCCACAAACAACCCCAGUGAAGGUGAAGGAAGUGGAGGAAGUUCUGCAGCAUAACCCUGACACGAAUGGUAACCUGCGAAAACGAAUGAACUACAUGCAAGACGGACAGAAAGCAGAGUACAACAGCGACAGUAAAGCAACAGCAACCGGAGCCACCGGGAAACAGGCCCAAUCUGGCCAUUCGUCUUCUGCCGCCGGGCCAGCUGGCCCCACCAUCACCCUAUCACACUCCAGCCCUGGCCCGGCCAGUCUGUCCGACACCGCCUCCACCCUGUCCGUCAGGAACACUCCUCCAGCUCCGCCCACUACCCCGACGAUGCCGGUCAACCAGAUCCAGCUAGCUGCCGACUCGUCCUCGCUCCAGAACCUCCUGGGUCCGAGACUGGAGCAUAUUCAGCUGAUGGGCAAGAAUGAGCCCAAGCAGUCACCCUGCACCCAGCCAACAGCCACCGGAAUGGGUGGGACCAGUAAAAUCGACAAGUACGCUCGCAUCCUGUUCCCAGUGUCCUUUGGGGUGUUCAACAUGGUCUACUGGGUGGUGUAUCUGUCCAAAGACACCAUGGAGGCAAAAUUUAGAGGCCAGAUCUAGUUUCAGGUUUGUCUUGUGGGGAUUUUUGUAAUAAUUUUUCCGAUGUGUGCAAAAUGAGAAGAGAACAGCAUCUCCAUUGAAUCUUGUUUGAGAUUGAAUAAGUAUUCAACUUACAAGAAAACUGAACAUGCCGAAGACCCUCAAAAGAUUACAGCCAGGAAUACUACAUUUGUUUGUUUAAAUAACUAGAGGUCUAAUGUGGAUUAGAAUGGUACCAAAACCGUAUUAGCAUUUCAAUAGGUCUGAAUGGAACAGACAUCACAAAUGUCCUCUUAAGGCCCUGGUCAACAUGCAAUGCAGUUACAUAUGGUUACAUUAAUGGAUUGGUUAGUUGAUUUAAUUAAUAUCGGUACUUACCCAUGCUGAAGAGAAAUACAGCAAUGCCUGAUCUUAGAGGAAAAAACUACGACUGAUCCUCCUGGCCUUCGCGUGCAUUGCUACAAAGUAAGGAACAAACAAUACUGGACCCCAUGUUCUCUGGAAAAUAAUGCACAAUGUGAAAGAUGUGUUGCAGAACCCGUGAGAACCUGGACUGAGCACACCACGAGGUGUCAAGAACAACGGAGACACUUGACCACAAGGAUGGCAAGGGCAGGUAUAUAUCUGGAUAGGUUGUCUUUUCGUUCUGGCAUCAGAAGAAGAUCCAUUUUGUUCACUCAAGUCUAAUUAUUUCUCGUUAGUGCGUGAAGCUCUGCUGACUAACAUUUAUGAGGUCACUGUACAUAAUGGCCUACUAACUUUUCUCAGUGUUGUACACAACAUUUUCAGAGGAUAAUGCUCCCCCUAUUUGUCAUUAUCUCAAGUACAUUCCUUCCAAAAAGCAUCCCAUGUUUUUACUUGGAUGCAUUUUACGAUACAGGAUACAUUUAGAACAUAUUUUUUUCAAAUAAUUGAAAUAUAAAAAAAUGUAAUGCAUAGCUUAUGUUAUGCAUUUUGUAAAUGUAUCUGGAAUAGAUUUGUAUGGAAGUAUAUCAUUUGGGGAAAUUUCACAGUAGACAAUAACAUCUUUGCUUGAUCAUUCAAAGUGUUUUUCCUUUUACAGUCUCUGAACAACUGUGUAUUGAUGUAUUAACUAAUCAGCGUUAUUCUUUCAUGUUAACUGACAAAGAAUAUUUAUUGUGAAACAGGUGAUUUUUUACGGGAUCAUUUCCUUAAGUUUGGGAAUGUUUAUAUCCUAGCCAUUGAUUCGUGUUUUUUCAUGGGGCUUUUGUGAAUGGUACCUGUUAUUGGGCAUCAUGUAUUGCCGAGGGCAAUGAAUGUGCCACUCCCAACUUGUGAGCUUGUACCAUUGGUCUCAAAUGCCAUCACCAUGAGUCCAUCAGGAGUGCUCCCAGACAUUACUUGAAAUGGGAAAUUACAGUUUACAUGUAAUUCUGUCUGUAACUGGCGUUAGCCUUGAGCCAUUUCAUAGGCUGGCGGUAAGACUAGCGCUUACAGAUUUGGGCUAGCAACAAACUAGUCGGAAAAUCUUUUGAUGCAGUUAACGGUAAUUGUUCCAGGGCGGUCGUUGAUAAUGCUAGCCUUGGUUGUGACCCCAUUCUCUAAGGGUGUCUCAGGGAUGGUUGAGAUAUGCAAAAAAAAAAUACAUUUCAUGUCUACAAAUGGAGACUGUCUGUUAUUAAUACAUGCUCAGUGGUAACUCUGGACACAAUUUUACAGAUAAGUUAAAUCAUUCUGUUUUACACUUCGAUGCCAUGUUUACAGAUUCCAUCCAACCAUCUUGUGGUAAAACUGUACAUAGGUGUCUCCCAGAGGGUUUUUCCCUUCUUGAGUUAUCAGGUGAGGUCAUUUUACCCGCAAACUAAUGCUUGUGAUUAAUCUGAUUUGUGGUGUCCUGCAACACAAAUACCUAUUAUUACCCAAAUGGGUCAUACAUAGUAGGCUCCUUAGUCACUCUUUUCAUUUCCUGGCAGGUAGGCAGGGUUGAACAGAGGGAGGCUGGGAGACAGAUCAACAAGUCUGCCUCAGACUCAUGUCUGCUCAAAGCACCCAAUUGUGAAAUUGAUUCUGCCCUCUGCCAACCAACCAUGCUGAUACACACACACAAAAACACACACUAAAGAACUUCUUAACAGCAAGUGCUCUGAUGUUAUGAUGCAUUGGAUUCUAUAGUCUCUGUGGUCCUAUCCAGCUCAGUAAUACACCAUGGUGAUUGAUCUGGGGGUCAACAAUAAGAAAUAGUUGAGAACUGGGGAUAAGAGAGGAAAUGAGACAAGAACAGUUGAGAACUGGGGAUAACAGAUGAGAACAAAUGAGAACAAAUGAGAACAAAUGAGAACAGAGGAGAACAAAUGAGAACAGAGGAGAACAAAUGAGAACAGGGGACAACUGGGGAGAACCGUGGAGAUCUGAUGAAAACAGACUAUUGCCCUUGUUGUCACUGUGGAUGUGGCUGACUGACUACGACUGAUGCUACAGCCUCCUCCAGGGUGUUUCGGGACACCAGAAAGGGAGGAAGAGAUGUAAUUGCCCUCAAUUAAGAAACUUGUUAAAAUGAUUAACAGGCCCUUGGUCUGCUGAAUGUCUUAGAUAUCAAAAUGAUGAGAAGGACCAGAUCUGUUGAUGAGUUUUGAUAUCUCACUUCAAGGGCCACUUUCGCAUGCACACUUUCACAGAAACAAAUCAAGCCUAGUCCUAGACUG